Lactuca virosa is the source of this 423-nucleotide messenger RNA. The record is from the annotation of a GenBank genome assembly. NCBI's taxonomy places the organism in Eukaryota, Viridiplantae, Streptophyta, Magnoliopsida, Asterales, Asteraceae.
AUGGCUAAACUAAAGUCAAUCUUGCUUCUGCUUAUGGCGAUGGUGGUUGCAUCAAUGGAGUUCCAUCAAUCGGCGGCAACAGAGCAUGUCGUCGGCGAUUCCUUCGGGUGGAUCGUGCCACCAACUGAUGACUUCUACAUUAUUUGGUCACUGCACAAUGCCUUCACAGUCAAUGACGCGCUUAUCUUUAAUUUCGCCAACGGAUCUCAUACUGUUGCAGAAGUGACGAAGGAGGCGUAUCGGAACUGCGACGCCGGAAACCCUAUCUCGCUCCAUACCACCAGCCCCGCUAGAUUCACCAUAAACAACCCUAACAACCAUUUUUACAUCUGCACCAUAGGCCCACAUUGCAAUUCCCAUCAGAAAUUAGCGAUUAGGGUUGCCCCCACAGCUAACAACUCGUCUGCAUUGUUGCCGCAUUGA